GAAACUUCAUUUAGUGCAAGUUGUAAAACAUUCGUUAUGUUGGUAAAACAUAACAAUGAAGUUGGCAAUAUCGAAACAAAUAUCGAUAGUGGACAAUGAUUUUAAAAACAUUAGUACGCGCGAAAGCUCUGUCGUGUGCAUUUACCGAUGGAAAAUAUUUAUUUAAUAAUAUAAAGAUAUUAGAAAAAAUGGGACCUCUCGAAACGGCAAAAAAAAUUGCUGCUUAUAAAGCUAUCGACGAAUACGUCAAGGAUAAUACCGUAAUUGGAAUUGGUAGUGGAUCUACUAUUAUUCAUGCUGUACACAGACUUGCCGAACGUGUAAAGGAAGAAAAACUUAACGUUGUUUGUAUUCCUACAUCGUAUCAAGCUCGACAAUUGAUAUUGAAUAAUCAUUUAACAUUAGGCGAUUUAGAAUCUUUUCCAAAGUUAGAUUGUGCCAUUGAUGGUGCAGACGAAGUUGAUGCUGAAAUGAAUAUCAUCAAAGGUGGUGGGGGAUGUUUGCUUCAAGAAAAAAUUGUCGCUUCAUGUGCCAAAGAAUUUAUUAUUAUAGCUGAUUAUACAAAACAUUCGGAAAAACUUGGACAACAAUAUAAGCAAGGUAUACCUAUCGAAGUAGUUCCCAUGGCAUAUGUUCCUAUUCAACAUAGAAUUGAAGAUAAUUAUGGUGGCGACGUAAAGAUAAGAAUGGCCGUUGCUAAAGCUGGACCUGUAAUAACCGACAAUGGUAAUUUUAUUUUGGAUUGGCAUUUUCCACAAGAUUUGAGCGAUUGGAAUAAAAUCAAUGAAGAAAUUUUAUUGAUGCCUGGAGUAAUAGAGACUGGUCUUUUUAUUAAAAUGGCAAAUAAAGCAUAUUUUGGUAUGGCAGAUGGCAGUAUCAAGGAACAACCAUAAAAAAAAUUAUUGUAUAUAUAGACAAAUGUUAGUUUUCAUAUUACACGAUAUGAUUUUAUCAGAAUUUAAAGAAAUUCAUGUCUUGCCUUUAAAUAUAUAAUUUUUUCUCUCAUAUUAUACAGUCAUUUUAAUAUAUUAUUAGGCAUUUUUUUAAAUAUUGUUUUGUUUCGACUGAUUUACAUUACGAUUGUUUUUUAACGAAUUUGUGAAUAUUGUUUUUUUUUAUAUUAUCGAUAUUUAAAUGUAAAUUUAUUUUUUACAUUGUACUUAAAAAGUUGUAUUUAGAAUAUAUUUAUUGGUAGAAACCAUGGGAAAUAUUUGUGUAUAUAUAAUUUUGUAUUAAUCGAACAUUAAUAGAAACCACCAUGACAUUUAAAUGAAUAAAAGAUAAUAAAAUAUGAUUUGAUACUUAA
This is a messenger RNA of Vespa crabro (European hornet), 1306 nucleotides long. It is a transcript of the gene Rpi, whose product is annotated as ribose-5-phosphate isomerase. The record is from RefSeq and is a predicted model, not a curated record. Bases 96 to 893 code for a protein of 265 amino acids. Gene Ontology annotation, cellular component: intracellular membrane-bounded organelle. Gene Ontology annotation, biological process: pentose-phosphate shunt, non-oxidative branch; D-ribose metabolic process. Gene Ontology annotation, molecular function: ribose-5-phosphate isomerase activity. Lineage: Eukaryota; Metazoa; Arthropoda; Insecta; Hymenoptera; Vespidae. The transcript has 6 exons.